Lymnaea stagnalis (great pond snail) is the source of this 6019-nucleotide messenger RNA. The record is from the annotation of a GenBank genome assembly. NCBI's taxonomy places the organism in Eukaryota, Metazoa, Mollusca, Gastropoda, Lymnaeidae.
AUUCUUGUUGUGAGGGCAAAUAACUAUGGCCGCCUUAGUGUUGUUAGGGACUGCAGUGAUGCAAAAUUUUCAAUUCAUUUUGUUGUUUCGAUAGAGAAAAUAAUUAUUUUUAUCAAAGCACGUCCAACUUUUUCUUCACACAUAAGUAAGAAUGUGGCUUUUUCUUCAAAAAUUAUUAUUAAUGUCUCAAUUUUUGUUUGACAUCAGUUCAGUCAGUCACAUUUUCAUUUGUCAUUUGUCUAUUUCUGACAAUUUCGAUAAUUAUAAGUCAAAUUCAUCAAUUUAAAUAUUAAAUUUAAAAAAAAUUUAAAUGUAAAAAUCAUUUUAUUAUUCAAUCUCACUCUCACCUCUCGACUGACACUGACAUCCAUAAUUCAAGUAUAUUCAGUUCUCAGUAUUACUAGUAUUAGUUACUACUAAUAGUAUUAGUAGUAUUCAGUGUUCAGUCAUUCACUCUAACUCUAUGCCGAUGCCGCACUGACUUUGAAUUAUUAUUAUUUAUUUUUUUGGAUUGUGAUGCUAUGGCUAUGGACCAUGACCAUGGAUGGCCAUGGACUAUGCAUACAAGGCCGGCGUUAGACAUUUUUAGGUUGGGUGAAAAUAGGCAAGUGUCGCCCUCUGGAAAAUUAUGGGAAGAGUUCAGAAAACAUUUUUUGGUACCCAUUUCUUUUUUAUUAAAAAAUUUUUUGCCUGUGUGAUGAUCCAAACAUCAUACCUGCCUUGAGCCGUCCCUGUAUGUAUGGAUAAUUAAUAUUUUAUGCAGUAGAAUGACAGUAUUUCAAAUGUGCAGGCACUAUAUGGCCCUUUUUUUUUACAUUGAAAUUGAAGUUGCUGUACAAUUUUUAUAAUUCCCAAAAUUCUUGUUUUAAUUUAUUGGCUACUGAUUUUUUCUGUGUUUGGACAUUGCUUUGGUAUCAGUGGCCAUCUACAAAAAACGUCACAUGUCAGGGAAGUGGGGGUCUUCAAAUUUCUGAUGUUGUGUGAUAAAUGUGUCUAAUUUGGGAUUGGGAGGGGGGGAGGGUUACAAUUCUGCUAAAAUAAUGUUACGUCAUAAACAAAGAAAUACAAAAAUCUAAAUAACAAAUACAUUUUAAAAUGAGGGAUGGAUUAUAGUUAAUUAAUAUGGAGCGAGGGUAUUUCGACAUAAAAAAAUCUGUCACCCUAAAAAUUCUGUUGUUUAUACAUUUCUUUCAACAAAUAAUUUAAAACAUGGCUCAGUGCUCACCAUUCUAUUAUGUAAGAGUAGAGUUCUUUAUUAAAUUGUAAUUGCUAUAAAAAUAAUCAUAAACCACAAGCAAACUCAACUCCACAAAAACCACACAACCAAAUCACAUGCACUCAGUCCUAUUUGAAACUGUGUUGACAAAAGUACACAUUAAGUUAUAUACAUAAAUACUGUUGUUAGCAAUAUGACUUAAAAUUUGUAAAAAAAAAUAUUUUUCAUUGAUGUGCUAGGUAAACUCAUUAAACACAGAAUGGGGACAGAGACUGCAAUGCAGAAGCGGAGUUAUGAGAGCUCCAUUAAAUUUAUGCAGCAAGAACAUGCUUUUACACUCAAAGCCUUGCAUGAAGAAAUCAUGGGACUGCAGAAAAAAUGCACAGGUAUGAAAGAAAAUUAUUUUAAGAAUCAGUUUGAAAUUAAUCUUGGUGAAAUUAAUCUAGUUAUGGAGACUGUAACUUUUGUUUGGUGUCACUGAAGAAGGGUAGCCAAAUGACUGGUUAUAAACCAGGCAGUCCUGUAUUUCAGCAUUCCCAUAAAUUACUAAAAGGCAAUAAGAUUCUCCUUAGUGUUGGUCAUGGGCUUUUUGUCAUUAUUUUUAUAGUAUGUGAAUGACAGUAUUUAGCUAAUAAUUUUAUUUUUUAAGCUUAUUUUACUGGAAUUUCAGACAUAACACAGUAAUUAUGUAUUAAAUAGGGAUAUGCCUCUUUGAAAUAUAAGCAUUAGUCUGUGUAUGGUGAAGUCUAUUUAGCCGAGUUAGUGCUUACGUUUUGGAAGUGUAAGGCUAGAAAUAACUGUUUUGUGGGUAAUUUAUGAUAUAAUUCUGUCCAUAUUUGAAUUUAUUUAUCUGCAUAAAUUUUGUCUGGCUUGAUACUGAUGUUGCUUUGGCCUUUCAAUCUACAACAAACAAAUCAACAUUACCUAUACUCCUGAACAAAAACCUUAAAACAGUCUUGCAUAAAUAUAAAUUAUUCUUUAUUCCAUUUCACAGAUUUGACUUUCCAGUUGACAAUGCAAGGAUUGACUAUAGAUGAAUCUGGUUAGUACACAAUAAAUAGAAACUGUUUUUUUUAAAAUACAUUUUGAAUAUUAAAGAAAACAUUUUAUAACUUAAGUGCAUGUUACCAAUUUAAAAAAUAAUUAUGGAAUGAGUCAUUGCUAAGAAAAUAAAAUGAAAUAAAAUAUUAAACUUUCAAAUUGUAUUUUGUAAUUUAUUCUUUUGAUACAAUUGUGUUCAUGAAAGAUUAUUUUCCUCUAAGGGCACAUUGAUAAUGAAAUGCAGCAAGUACAAGAAGUGCUUGAAUCAUCUAAGGAAAAAAUAGCUGCCCUGGAAAAAGAGCUGGCAGAUCGUGAUAAAAAAAUUCAGAGGUUGGAGGCUGAAGCAAAGUCUCAGCGAAAGCGGUGGCUAGAUGAAAAUCGCAUUCAGUCACAAUCUAUGAACACUUUAAGAGCAGAGUUAGAAGCUAAGGCAAACAAUAUAGCUUAUCUCACAAGUGAGCUGUACAGAUUAAAGCAGAGAAGUAAAUCUGAGCACCAUGAGGCUACAACUCAGGGCUUGCCCAACAGCAGUACUCAACAAAGUCCACCUGUGCAACAAGCAUAUCUUUAUUCUGAUUCAUCACAUUCUGUGAAAAAAACACUGAUUCAUCAACAUUUCAUUCCAGCCCCUCCCCCAAGGGAUAAAACUCUUGGUAUAGCUUCAGCUACAUCUCGUCUAAGGAGAGCUGGGCAGAAGCCCGGGGGAAGUGGAAACGUUGGCAAGCCUGUGAUUGCCAUCCAUGGUCCCAGUUCUGAUACCUUGAUCAUUCGAAAAUCAAAUCAGAUGCGAGUCAGCUCUAGCAGAAGCAGUGGAUCUGAUUCGCCAGACAUCACACCAUUCCUCCCACCAUCCAGAGAUGAGGUUAUUCAGGUUGUUGGAGCCAAGCAGGCGCCAAUACUUCCACCCAUUCAAGUCAGUGCUAAUGCCCAUCCAGUCUUGGUGCAUCAUGUUGUGUCCUCAACUUCACAGAAUCAUCAGAGGAAAACAAGCUCAACAAACACAGAGGCAGCCAUUGUUACAUUAGCAGUGGAGAAUGCAGCUGCCAAUGAUGGUACAUGGAAGUUAGCUCAUGAAUCUCGGAGCUCUGAGUACAACUAAGGAGUGAUUUACUGGGUUUAUUCAACUUUCACAUCGACUCAACUUUCUUUCAUUGAGACUUACAUGAAAUGAUUCUUACCUAUGUUGUUUUAAAGCCGUCCAAUAGUGUUGUUUACAUUUGAAGAAAUUUUUUUAAAUUACAUUUAUGUGUUUGUCUAUAAUCUUUUAGAAAAGUGAUAUACACACUUUUUAACAGUGAUCAUUUGUUUAUAAAUAUAACUCUCAGUUAUACGAUAGUUAAAUAUUUGUUUAAUUAAGCUGCAGCCACUAGCUUCAAAGAGGAACUAAUCUGAUAUUAUCUCUUUUUCUAAGAUCUUUGAACUCAUGCCCCUGGUAACAGCACAGUCUAGAUAUAACUCAGGAUCUUCAUCUUGAGCUUCAGUUAAACGAUGUUCAUGAGUAAUGAUGGGUUUGGCUAUCACCUUCCCACCAACUCAUCUGAUAUAAGAAAAAGGAUACAACAAUUAUUGAUUUCAGAAGGUUCUGUUUCUUCUACUCUAUAAAUGCUUCUAUGUAAAUGGAUCCUAUUUAAUUUAAAGCUUUGAAACAAAUUUAAUAGGUCUAAAUCUCAUCUUAGUAGAUUAAUUUCUGUUCUUGAAUCCCCGGUACUAAAAAAUUAACAUGUGAUAUAGUGACAUAAAUGAUAGAUAGUUUAAUUUAUCUGUAACUGUUUCUCAAUUUAUUUUUAUACUAUUUAAUACUAUGUAAUAUAUAGGUAAUAUGUUGAUUUAACAAGGAAAAAAAGGAUGCUCUUCAUAAAUAAACAUUUGUUUUAAUAUUUUUUUCUUCAAUAAAAAUCAUGAAAUUGUUUUUUUAAUAAAUGAAAUAACUUAAUUACAGAGGCUGUGUGUAAUUUUUUUCAAUUAUAAAGGUAUUCAGUAAUCAUACAAUUUUUAACUGUUUAAUUUUUUCACUUCCUUUUUUUUUUCCUUUAAAUAAAAAAAAUAGAAAAUUGGAAUUAGUUCUUUUUAAAAAAAUGUAAAGUUUAUUUUUAAAUAACUUUACUUGUCAUAAUGAUUAUUUAAUAAAUCUUUAUUAGUUUAUUUUAUCAGAAAAUUUACAUAUGCUUUUGUAAAUAUUUAUACAAACUGCAAUCCUUAUGCAAGAGUAACACAUUUGUUUAAUGAUAUUUGAAAAUAGUUUUAUUCUUUACAAAUAUAGUAACAAUAACAAAAGUUAUUUAUGUAAUAUCUGAAUUAUUGGGGGAAAAGUAUAAACAAUAGGUGUUUUCAAAAGACAAAGAUUUUUUUCUCAGUUAAUUCAAUGUUAUACUUGUUGCUGCCACAUUUUAUUAUUUUAUUUAAAAUAUUAAUUAAUAAGGAUGAAGUUAAUAUUGAGGUAUUAAACAUAUAAUAAUUUUAACAAAACUUUUUUCCUGUUUGAAAAAAACUGGUUCAUUUUUUUUAAAAUCUAUAACUUUACCCAAGAAGACUCAUCUUUUUGUGAUCAUAUUUGGGCUUUUUUUUUUUAUUUCCUAUCCAUCAUGAACUUGUAUUUAUGUAAAACCAAGUUUAUUUAAUUCAAUAGCCCUACUAUACUUUAAUUUCCUCCUGUUUUGCUGAAGUUGCUUUCUAAUGGAAGAAAGAAAAAAAGUACAAUAUUGUGAUCAUAUUUUAAGCUUACAUUUAAGUCUUGCAUAAAAAGAUUUAACCAAUGUAAGUUUUUUAAUACCAAGUUAUGAAAAUGAAAUUUCAACAAUGACACUUUGAUAGUGUGUAACAUUUUUUAUUUUUCAUUUGGCCACAGUAGCCUUGUAUUACAAUCUGUAUUCAGAUGUAAUAUCAUUAGAAUACUGUUCAACUUUUUAUCAAUGGUUUUACCAAUACAAAUUACCAAAUACACUGAAAUGGCAUAAAGAUGGUUGAUGAUGUGUUAUGUCAUUGUAGACUAGAAAUAAAAUUAAAAAUUAUUUUCUUUUAAACUAUUUUAAAAAGUAUGAACUUAAGGCUGUAGUUUUCUUUUUUCUUAUGGUCCAUUUUCAAUAAAUAUAGUUAUUUUCAUACAAUUUCUCUUCAUUUCUUCUAAUGACUAGAAUUUUUUUUUUUUUUUUUGGCGGCCAAGGCAUUUUAAAUAUCGUUUGUUCUUUUAAAGUUUGACUAGAAAAUAUGUUUGUCCCUUUGUUCAUGUGUGUGCGUAUUAUAGUAUUGUUUAAAAAUAAGAAGAUAAUUAUCAACAAAUAGGACAAGUGGUUUAUGUAGCUUGUGUUGCAUUAGUUCAAAAUUAAGAGUGGAUCGCAGUCAUUUAAUCUAUACAAAAUAAAUUGUGAAUAACUUACAUUGUCACUUGUGUUUUAUUUUUACGAAAUGUUAUUUUCAGUUUUGUUUAAAUAACAUUAAUCUUACCAGGUGUAAAGAAGUAAAUUGUGGAUGUCCGAGGUGACUAUUCAUUAUUGUGUGGACUGUUGAAAAAAAUUUUAUUAAGUGAUUUUUUUGUAUAUAAAUAAGUUUUAAAAGAAUUGACUUUAAAUGCCUUUAAUUGUGUUUGUGGUUGAUAUCUUAUCACAUAUGAUAUGAGACUUUUGAAUGAAAAGUAUCUUAUAAAGCAAUUAUUUUAUCAUGCUAAAAUAUUUCUUGCAGUGAGAUUAGCAGUUCUGAAUGCCACCCCACCCCCAUUUUGUGAUGGAUAAUUUUACAAAGUUGAUUAUUUUAGGAAGUAUAACAGAG